AAGCCACAGCCCAAGAAGAGGAGGAGACGGAUUGACCGCUCCAUGAUCGGGGAGCCCAUGAACUUCGUCCACCUGACGCACAUCGGCUCUGGCGACAUGGCCGCGGGUGAAGGCCUGCCCAUGACCGGUGCCGUGCAGGAGAUGAGGUCCAAGGGCGGUCGGGAGCGACAGUGGAGCGGCUCCCUGGUCUUGUAG
Messenger RNA from Tauraco erythrolophus (red-crested turaco), 195 nucleotides. RefSeq names its product CDC42 small effector 1 (gene CDC42SE1). Gene Ontology annotation, biological process: regulation of Rho protein signal transduction. Gene Ontology annotation, cellular component: plasma membrane. The record is from RefSeq and is a predicted model, not a curated record. NCBI's taxonomy places the organism in Eukaryota, Metazoa, Chordata, Aves, Musophagiformes, Musophagidae. Gene Ontology annotation, molecular function: small GTPase binding.